Messenger RNA from Suillus subalutaceus, 2784 nucleotides. RefSeq lists its product as uncharacterized. The record is from RefSeq and is a predicted model, not a curated record. Lineage: Eukaryota; Fungi; Basidiomycota; Agaricomycetes; Boletales; Suillaceae. The transcript has 11 exons. Bases 1 to 2556 code for a protein of 851 amino acids.
AUGACUGAAGAGGCAGAUGCGGAGAACUCUAAUGCACCAGAUGUCAACUUCUCCCUUCAAGACACAGCCCCAGGCCAUGUUCACCUGCGCUCAGCUCCAGAUGUGGAUCACAACCCUACACUCGGGAAAAUUCGUCGGUAUUUUGAACCUAACCCAGGCGCAGGCUGGGCACAGCACGAAGGGGAGACUGUGUUUGAAAGGUAUAGAAGAAGGCAACAUGAAGAGGGCGAAGUUCCAUGGGCACCUUUUGAUAAUGCAGAAGAGUGGAGUCUAGGCCAAUGGCUUGUCAAAAACCUUGGUCAAAGACAGACCAAUGAAUUUCUGAAACUACCUAUAACUGAAAAUCGCUCAAAGCUUCCUUUUCACAAUAAUCGGUCGUUCUUGCAAACAGUAGAUGAACUCCCACAUGGUCCUGCGUGGAGUUGUAAGAAGGUCACCGUGUGCGGGAAUCGUGAGAACGAGAAUGGCAAGUUGUUAGAAGAAGAGGUUGAGCUAUGGUGUCGAGAUCCAGUCGAAUGUGUGAAGGAGCUGAUCGGGAACCCUUCUUUCAAGGCGGAUAUGGCCUACACUGCGGCCAGAGCUUAUUCAGACCCCACAGGGGAGCAUAGAGUUAUUGAUGAGAUGUGGACAGCAGACUGGUGGGGCGAGAAACAGAAAGCUUUGCCCGAUGGUGCCACAAUAGCUCCCAUUAUUCUAGCGUCUGACAAGACAUUGUUAUCCCAAUUCCGAGGGGACAAGUCAGCAUGGCCGGUGUACAUGUCUAUAGGCAACAUUGCAAAAGCAAAAAGACAUCAGGCGUCCGCACGAGCAACUGUGCUCAUUGGGUACUUACCUGCGGGGAAGCUUGAUUGCUUUACACCGGAUGCACGCUCCCUGGCCGGAUAUAGACUAUUCCACCAUUGUAUGAGUCUGCUCCUCCAUCCUCUCAUCGCUGCCGGAAAUAAUGGUGUGGAUAUGGUCUGUGCAGACUCGUGGAUUCGGCGUGUCUAUCCGAUUCUGGCCGCGUACGUCACAGACUUUCCAGAGCAGUGUUUGGUGGCGUGCUGUAAGGAAAACCGUUGUCCGAAGUGCCUUGGACUGGACUCAGUGAUGCGUGAUCCUGAGUCCACGAAAAAUAUCUUGGAAAGGCGCAAGAAUGGUCAGCACCCACCGGAAUUCGAGGAGAAUGGGCUAUGUGCUGUUUACAAACCGUUCUGGGCCGACAUGCCUCACGCCGACAUUUUCAUGGCCUUCACUCCCGAUCUGUUGCACCAGAUGCAUAAAGGUGUCUUCAAAGAUCACCUAGUUAAGUGGUGUGUCGAUAUUAUCGGGGAGGAAGAGGUGGAUGCACGGUUCAAGGCGAUCUCAGAUUAUCCUGGACUUCGGCACUUCAAAAAAGGUAUUUCCGAGUCGACUGUCAAACAAUGGACGGGAAGUGAGCAUAAAGAAAUGCAGCGAGUGUUUGUAGGCUUACUCACUGGUGCAGUCCCUAGUCGGGUCUUGGUGGUAGCGCGUUCAAUUCUGGAUUUCUCGUAUUACGCCCAGCUGCAAAUUCACACGGUCGAGUCGCUCGAAGGCCUACAGACCGCCCUAGCAGGUUUUCACGCUAAUAAAGAUGUCCUAAAGGAACUCGCAAUACGUGAACAUUUCAACAUACCAAAACUACACCAACUCACCCAUUAUGUCCAGUCAAUCUCACUAUUUGGUGCAGCUGAUGGGUUUAACACAGAACUUCCUGAGCGUUUGCAUAUAGACUUUGCAAAGGAUGCUUACCGUGCUAGCAAUAAACGAGAUUACGAGGAACAAAUGGUUUUGUGGCUUCAACGCCAGGAAGCCGUCUUCUUACGUAGUGCAUACCUUGAUUGGCUAUCGCGAGAGCCUGGAGGUCGGACGGACUCAGACUCGCACUCAGAUUCGGAUUCGGACUCAGACUCGGACUCGAGCUCAGAAGAAGCAGAGGCAACACCUGCAGUGCAUCCACACCAAUCUGUUCAAAAGAUUGUGGGUGCACAUGGCGCGACUGAUUUUCUCCCGGCUCUCCAAUCUUUCCCUCACACGAAUCUCCCGCAGAACACCCUCAUACCAGGCGUUCAGGACCGUUUUGACCUUCAUGUUAGCGAGGCUCCAAUGCGCAGGCGCAUUAGAGCAUCACCAGAGAGACCUGCAUCAGGACGCAAGCCUGGUGGUCCUGCUCGAUUUGACAUGGCAUUGAUAAGGUCCACUGCAGGUUUGCGAGUGGGUCAAGUUCGCGCGAUAUCCUGUCUCCCUCGUCAGUUUGGCGAAUACUCAAGAGCCCUUGCUUACAUAGAGUGGUUCACACCUUUCAGAGCACCAGACCCUUCAUCCCGAAUGCGACAAGUAUCACGCUCGACCCGCCAAUUACGUCGCAAUGCGGCGGUGAUUCAUGUCGAUGAUAUUGUGCGGCCAUGCCAUCUAAUAUCGAAGAUGGGAGAGUCAGUGAAUCCGAGCUCUCACCGUGACUACGACGAUAUUGGCUUUUUCCUGAUGCAAGCAGGAAACAACAACUCAAAGCGGCGCGCGCUGGUAGAAGUGAUCAAGACGUCGAGGGUUUGGUAAAAGGGAUGAGGAAUUUGAGGACUUCCUCGAGAGGUCGGCCCCCAAACGCUAUCAGAAGAAGCCGGACGUGAAUCAGAGGAAUAGAGAUGGCAUAACAUCGAAGUGUAUUUGGUAUGUGAAGCGCAGUACAUAUACAUCAGCAAACUCUGGUAUUGUCCAUGCAACACUGUCUAGACUUCGGCGCUGGACCAGGACAGCUUACUCAGCUCCUAAUGGUGAUAUCACGGG